AUGGUUACUGUAUAUGAUGAAACACAAAAUGCUAGGUUCAGAUAUGAUUCUGAAAAUCAAUCUAUGGUUUUGGGUGAUACAUUUGAAAACAAAGUUGCUUGGUACUUAAAAAAAAAGAAAUUAAAACCAAAAGUAAUUAAAAAUUAUUUAAUAAAUAAUGGUCGAUUAUUAUUUAAUAAUGAAAAAUCUUUACGAUUGGGAUCUGUUAUAAUGUUGGAUAAUGGAUGUAUAAAAGAUUUAGAAGUUUAUAAUAGUGGUAAAUACACAUUAUUUGGAGAUGAUGGAACUGAUAUAAUAUGUAAUUGGAAUGGAUAUCCGUUAUUAAUACAAUGUAAAUAUCGUAGUAAAUGUGAUAUAUGUGUUGAAAAAGAUAAAAUAUGUUAUCAUAGUUAUUGGAAAUCUGGAAUGAUUGAAGAUAUAAAAAAAUUAGAUAAGAAAUUAUCUGAAUAUAAGAUACCUAUUUUUGGAAUAUUUGUUGUCAGUGAAGGAAUAGGAAUAUAUAGUAAUGUUAGUAAAAUUCAAUAUGAUAAUUGUAUGAUGGUUGUGAAUUUUUCUGAUGAUUUGUAUACACAAAUUGAGGUGUUGGGUAGAGAUUUUUUAUCCAAAACACAAAAAAUGGAUUGGUGUAUCGAACUUGAAAACAAUAAAAGAAUUGAGUUGGAAUUAGUAUAUAGAUAUUUUGAGGGAAUUAUUGAUGAAAAAAUAGAAAAAACAACUGAAGUAUUUUUUAGAAAUAUGAAAAAAGUACUUUAUUAUAUUAGAAAAGCAUAUGGCAUUAGUGAUUUAAACGAUAUUUGUAAUACAUUAGAUAAUUUAAAAAUAGUUUAA
Molecule: messenger RNA, 828 nt
Organism: Cetraspora pellucida
Lineage: Eukaryota; Fungi; Glomeromycota; Glomeromycetes; Diversisporales; Gigasporaceae
Source: the annotation of a GenBank genome assembly